This is a messenger RNA of Labeo rohita (rohu), 2119 nucleotides long. It is a transcript of the gene fkbp8, whose product is annotated as FKBP prolyl isomerase 8. The transcript has 9 exons. Gene Ontology annotation, molecular function: protein binding; peptidyl-prolyl cis-trans isomerase activity. Lineage: Eukaryota; Metazoa; Chordata; Actinopteri; Cypriniformes; Cyprinidae. The record is from RefSeq and is a predicted model, not a curated record. The coding region runs from base 13 to 1323 and encodes 436 amino acids.
UACUCGUCGGGAAUGACCGUUAACCUUUACCCGGAAGUUGCACAGAUUGAUCUUGUUUUGUUGUCAAAGUUGUUGCUGCGCAGCUCCGUGCGGGUUUCCUCUCCCACUGCGAUGGCCGACGGUGAGCUUGUGAACGGCUCUGCUGAUAACCAGGAGGUGGCGUCAUCGGCUAAAAAAUCUGGCCGUGCCUCGCUGCUCGAUAGCGGGGAAGACUUUACGAUGCUGGACGAUGUGGAAGACGACGUGGAUGACGACCUCCCGCCUUUAGAAGACGCAGGUGGAGGAAAGAAGAAAGACAGUUCUGCUAAAGACGCUACAAAAGCAGAUCAAACUCUUUCUGUAGAACAGGACGAGUGGCUGGAUGUUUUAGGAAAUGGGCAGCUAAGAAAGAAAGUUGUGGAAGCCGGAGCCGGUCCAGACAGCAGACCCCAGAGAGGCCAAAAUGUCACAAUUCAUCUUAAAACCACUCUUACUGAUGGAACUGUGGUAGAAGAGCUGCCAAACUUAUCUUUUACACUUGGUGAUGGGGACGUCCUUCAGGCAUUGGAUCUUACUGUACAGCUGAUGGAAAUGGGCGAAAAGGCAUUGAUUGAAGCAGGCGCGAAAUAUGCAUAUGGUGCUCUUGGCAGCUCUACUCCUGCUGUUCCUCCUGACGCUGAUCUCAUCCUGGAGGUGCAGUUGUUGUCGGCAGACGACGCCCCAGAACUGGAGCUCAUGCCUCCUUCCGAGCGAAUCAGUCUGGCCAACAGAAAGCGAGAGCGAGGAAACGUCCACUACCAGCGCGCCGACUACGCCUUUGCCAUCAACUCGUAUGGAAUCGCGCUACAGAUUACCGAAGCGACGUUCAGAGUGGACAUCAGUCAACAAGAAGAGGAGGAAAUUUUGGACAUGAAGGUGAAAUGUCUCAACAACAUGGCCGCUGCUCAACUCAAGCUAGACCACUAUGAAGCCGCACUGCGCUCCUGCGUCUCCGUCCUGGCGCACCAGCCGGACAAUGUCAAAGCCUUGUUCCGCAAAGGCAAGGUACUGGCUCUGCAGGGCGAGUAUGCUGAAGCCAUUAAAACACUGAAAAGGGCCUUGAAGUUGGAGCCAAGCAAUAAGACCAUCCAUGCUGAGCUGUCGAAGCUUGUGAAGAAACACUCCGAGCAGAAAGGAGCCGAACAGGCAAUGUACAAAAAGAUGCUGGGUAACCCGACGAACACCAGCGUGCAGAAACACCGUGCCAAGUCCUCAUGGAGUCUCAGCUGGAAGUGGCUUUUUGGGGCUACAGCCGUAGCGAUUGGCGGUGUAGCGUUAUCAGUAGUCAUCGCAGCUAGAAAUUAACCAGAAGUCACUGUGACGAGAUAAACAACGUGGUGCUGAAGACCUCGAGCACGCCCCACCCCCAAACACCAUACUGACCUUCAUAAAACAAAGAAAAAAAUGUUAUUGAAAGUAAAAUGGUUGUAGUUCUGUUGCCCUCCAUCGCACCGUAGAGGUUUUAAAUGCUGUUCGCUUUUUACUUUCAAUGCAUGAGAGAGAAGCUGGGGAGAAAUAGAUGUGAAAAAUAUAAUAGAAUUCCUAUUUAUGUACAGAAAAGUUCCUAGUUAUAAUUAAGAAUUUAUCGAUGUACAGAAUGACGCUUUUCAGGUUGCAGGACACAGUGGUGUUUUGCUGCAGAACGUGUGUGAAGUUCCGUGAUCUUAUUUUUGGUGAACUGAAACUUGCUUGUGAACAUUCAAGAAUAUGAUUGUACGCUUUUCUUUUGCAGUAUCUACAGACAUCAAAAACAAAAAACAACACUAUUUCAAAAGUCUUUACACUGAUGUGGUACGUUUCUGUUUUCAUGCUUUCUUCUCCUUUAUAGGCUCCAAAAUAUCACUGGAAUCUGCUGCUGUCCCUCAAUAAUGUUGCCAGGUGUUUUCAUUUUCAUGACCAAACACUGCAAGGAAGUUCAUACAGACUUCCUACACAAAUUAUCUGCAUUUAGUUAGAGUUAUUUAUUUAGGAUGAACACUUGAGUACGUUUUAAGUUGAUUGUCUCAGUUCCCAUUCCAUUUUUUGUAGUACUGGUAACUUCCGACAUUCCCUUUAAAGUUAUUUUGUAUAUCCUAUAAUAAACUUUUGCACUUUCUGUUCA